UUUAUCUCGCUCUCGCAUCUCCUCUCUCUUUUUAAAGUGACGUGCGUGGAGUCCAAGCUGGAUUUCCUCACAAUCUUCCAGUUUUCUGAAAUAUUUUCAUGAAUUUACCAACCAUACCCAGUACGAAGUCAAGAUUAUUGAGUGUUAUUCAUACCCGAAGGUAAAUUAACAAGUAUUCGUCAAGAUGAGUCGUUUCUUCGCGACUGGUACGGACUCCGAGUCCGAGAGCUCGAGCGAGGAGGAGCAGGUUGUGCGCGCGCCAGCCCCCGUCUACACGUUCAGUGAUGAUGAGGAAGAGACAAAGCGCGUGGUGCGCUCCAUGAAGGAGAAGCGGUAUGAGGAGCUAGAAGGCAUCAUCCACACUCUGCGCAACCACAAGAAGAUCAAAGACUUCUCCUCAGCACUCGGCUCCUUUGAGGAACUCCAGAGGGCAUACACCCGCGCAUCCACUGUCAUCGCUAAGGAAGAGAAUGGAGUUUCACCGAGAUUCUUCAUCAGGGCUCUGGUGGAGCUCUCUGAUUGGGUGGAGAGUGCCUGGUCCGACCGGGACAGCAGGAAGGCCAUGUCUAAAGGGAACAGCAAGGCUCUCACCUCCUUGAGGCAGAAACUGAGGAAGUUCUCUAAGGACUUUGAGGCUGACAUUGCCAAGUUCAAGGAGAACCCUGAUCUACCUGAUGAUGACAAUGAGAAGAAAGAAUCGUCAUCUUCCGACGACUCCGACGAUGAGGACAAGAAAGAAAAGGAGAAGGUGAAGGUCCGGCGCUCCCCGGAGCCGCCGCGCCGCCCGCCGCCCGCCGACGACGAGUCCUCGGACUCCAUGGACUGGGGCUCCAGCUCGUCCGGCUCCAGCUCCGAGUCAGAGGAUGAAGGGAAGGGUGCCACCAACCUGAGGGAGCGGUUCUUGAAGAGAACUACGGAGGGAGUUGAGGAUGAGGACAGGGACAAGCGUCGCGCCCGUCGCGAGAAGCGAGUCCGCGGCGACAAGACCAGCAAGCGCGAGCCGGCCGACGACGGCGGCGAGUGGGAGACCGUGCGCAAGGGCGCCGCCACUUCGGACAAGCCCAAGAUGUUCGCUAAGGACUCUGAAAUCGACGCGGCGCUCGUGGUGAAGAAGCUCGGCGAGAUCAGCGCGGCGCGAGGCCGCAAGCGCACGGACCGACGCGCACAGCUCGAGCUGCUUCACGAGCUGCGCACCGUGGCCGCCGCACACGACCUCGGCGAUGCCUUGCAGCUGAAACUACGCGCUGCGACAGUAGCAGCACUCUUCGACUACAACCCUAAAGUCUCCGACGCGAUGAAGCCGGAGUACUGGUCGAAGCUAGUUGAAAACGUAGACCAGAUGGUCACCCUACUGCUGGCUCACGAAGACAUGGUGUUGAGCGAAAGUAUUACUGAGGAGAACGAGCAGCUAGUCGCGCCCCCGUACCAUGUCAGGGGGUGUCUGUUGACUGCUUUAGAGCGUCUGGAUGACGAGUUUACGAAGCUGCUGAAGGAGUGCGACCCUCACUCCAAUGAGUAUGUGGAGCGUUUGAAGGAUGAGGUGCGAGUGUCGGCGCUUAUUGAUCGCGUGUGCCAAGUAGUGGAGCGAGACGGCAGCCCACAGGAAGUAUGCCGUGCGUACCUGAGGAAGAUCGAUCAUCUCUACUACAAGUUCGACCCCCGCGCCGUCAAGAAAGACGCUCCGGCUGGAGAAGACAACUCCAUCAAGAAGAUGGAGAAGCUCUGCAAGUACAUCUACGGCAACGACGAGUCCGACCGUCUGCGUACCCGCGCUAUUCUCUGCCACAUUUACCACCACGCGCUGCACGACAACUGGUUCCAAGCGCGUGACUUGCUCCUCAUGUCUCAUCUGCAAGAGACGGUCCAGCACUCUGACCCCAGCACUCAGAUCCUGUACAACCGCACGAUGGCUAAUCUUGGUCUGUGCGCCUUCCGCCGCGGCAACGUCAAGGAGGCUCACGGUUGUCUGGCCGAGCUGAUGAUGACGGGCAAGCCCAAGGAGCUGCUGGCCCAAGGUCUGCUGCCGCAGAGACAGCACGAGCGCUCCAAGGAGCAGGAGAAGAUCGAGAAGCAGCGCCAGAUGCCGUUCCACAUGCACAUUAACCUAGAGCUGUUGGAGUGCGUGUACUUAGUGUCCGCUAUGUUGAUUGAGAUCCCGUACAUGGCAGCGCACGAGUUCGACGCCCGUCGCCGCAUGAUCAGCAAGACGUUCUACCAGAACCUGCGAGCCAGCGAGAGACAAGCCCUGGUGGGGCCCCCGGAGUCCAUGAGGGAACACGCCGUGGCCGCCGCCCGGGCCAUGAGGCGGGGCGACUGGCGCGCGUGCUUGAACUUCAUUGUUAAUGAGAAGAUGAACGCUAAGGUCUGGGACUUGAUGGUUGGAGCUGACAACGUGCGCGCGAUGCUGGGCCGACUCAUCCGCGAGGAGUCGGUCCGCACCUACCUCUUCACCUACGCUCACGUCUACGCUUCACUCUCCCUUAAGUCCCUAGCCGACAUGUUCGAGCUGCCGCGCCAGAGGGUCCACUCGCUGGUGUCUAAGAUGAUCAUUAAUGAGGAACUGCUCGCGUCGCUGGAUGAUCCGAGCGAGUGCGCGAUAUUGCACCGCUCUGAGCCGAGCAGGAUGCAGGCUUUGGCGCUGCAGCUGGCUGAUAAGGUCGGCAACGUGGUAGACUCGAACGAGCGUAUCUUCGAGAAGCAGGGCUCGUUCUUCCAGCGCGGCGGCGCGGGGCGCGGCGGGGAGGGCCGGCAGCGCGGCGACCGGCAGAACCGCGAGGGCGGCGGCUGGAACCGGCGCCAGCGCAACAACCGGCGCCGAGACGACGAGCGCACUCACGACGACUGAAAACAACUCUACAUUCACUAAGCAGAAACUUCCGCCAGUCACCGCUAGAUGGCGCUGUUACUGUAAUUCGCAGAGAACAUCAUUUAGACGCCACGGAUUUUUCGCUUAGAUGGAAUGUUUUACAUAUUUGUAUUUUUUUUGUCUCCAUUAUUAUAGAUACUUUUACAUGGCAUAUAUAAAUAUCAACAAUAUUCCAGGCUUAUUGUAUUGUAUUACAGUGUAUUAAAAAUAAAAGUUGUCACAAGAA
Molecule: messenger RNA, 3092 nt
Organism: Plutella xylostella (diamondback moth)
Lineage: Eukaryota; Metazoa; Arthropoda; Insecta; Lepidoptera; Plutellidae
Gene: eIF3c
Product: Eukaryotic translation initiation factor 3 subunit C
Biological process (GO): translational initiation
Cellular component (GO): eukaryotic translation initiation factor 3 complex
Molecular function (GO): translation initiation factor binding; translation initiation factor activity; RNA binding
Source: RefSeq, a predicted model, not a curated record